UCUCGCGCGCGCGGAGUCGGUCUUCCCCCUCGCGGGGGGCAGCUGGCCAGACCCGCGGACCCACCGCUGCAGGCCGCCGGGGGGCGGGGGAUGCCGGGCUGCCGCAUCAGCGCCUGCGGCCCGGGGGCCCAGGAAGGGACCGCGGAACCCGGGUCCCCGCCGCCGCCGCCCCGGGAGCUCCUGUCGUCCCCUCAGCCCCCGCCCCCAACUCCGACCUUGACUCCGACCCCGGCUCAGGUCUCGUCGCCGGCCGACGCGGCCCCGGCGGACGGGCAGGAGCUGCAGCGCUGGCGCCAGGGCGCUAACGGGGGCGCCGGGGGCACCGGGCCGGCAGGGGGCGCGGCGGCGGCGGCGGCGGCGGCGGGGGCGGGGGCCCGCGCGCUGGAGCUGGCCGAAGCGCGGCGGCGACUGCUGGAGGUGGAGGGCCACCGGCGCCUGGUGUCGGAGCUGGAGAGCCGUGUGCUGCAGCUGCACCGCGUCUUCCUGGCGGCCGAGCUGCGCCUAGCGCACCGCGCCGAGAGCCUGGGCCGCCUCAGCGGCGGCGUGGCGCAGGCCGAGCUCUACCUGGCGGCGCACGGCUCGCGCCUCAAGAAGGGCCAGCGCCGCGGCCGCCGCGGCCGCCCGCCCGCGCUGCUCGCCUCGGCCCUGGGCCUGGGUGGCUGCGUGCCCUGGGGCGCCGGGCGCCUGCGGCGGGGCCACGGCCCGGAGCCCGACUCGCCCUUCCGCCGCAGCCCGCCCCGCGGCCCCGCCUCCCCCCAGCGCUGACCUCGGCGCCGGGACCCCAGGCCCCCCGACAGGCCGUCGCGGAGGUGCCGACGACGGACCGGCACGUCGGCUGGAUGGACGGCGUCGCCGGCGAGGAUGGACGAACUGACAGACCCCAGGAAGAGACAGUCGGGGGCCGGGGGCGCAGUGAAGGAGGCUGAGCUCCUCCCAGCUCCUCAGAGCCUUCACUCUAUGGAUCUGGACUCCUGGAUUCUGCUCCUGCUCCUGGGCACCUCCUCCAGGAAGACGUCCCACAACCUUAAACAAAUUGAUCCCGUAUGAUCUUGGCACCAUCCUCCCAUCACGAGGGCCUUGCACUCAACGGCGGCUAGGUGCUCGGUUCUGGGGAAGGUGCCUGUAGUCUAAGCCACAUUUGACUUUGGCUGACACUGUGUGAUUGGAAAUGUUACAACAGGUCCUCUGAGUUGCAAUCAGAUUAUUUAAGAAAGCAGCAAACAUUUCCAGUGUGAAAAUGAAAAGGCUUUCUUUUAAAAUAGAGUUGUCAUUCUUAAGUCACAGCACAGCUGGGGUCUCCAUUGUGGUCGAUGUCAUUGCUUCUCACCCUGACAAUGCUGGGAGGCCUGUUUGAGGGGAAAUAUUGGUCUGAGAAAUCUGUUUCCCUCCUCCACUGUCCUUGCCUUCGCCUUCUCUGCCUAGGGGUGUGCCUUUGGGCCCCUCAGAAAGAUGAUCUCAGCUGGCUCCAAGGGGAGGGGCACCUCAUUCUCAGGGAGAGGUGGUGGCAACCUAAACAUUCAAAACAAAGUUUUAAAUAAAAAAAAAAGGAGCAUAUUUAUUCAAAUAUCCUGAAAAUAUAGGGAAGGGGCGGGGGGCACAUUUACUCACAUACAACCCAGAAAUUGUAUUCCGCAAAAUGAAUGUAUGUUGAAUCAGUCCCCUGAUUUAUACAUUCAGGAAGAAUAAAUUUCAGUGACGUGAGACAAAGGCAUGUGGUUUUGAGGUUGACUUUGCCUAGUGUCCCUACUGCCCUUCCUUUGUGUGUGUCUCUCACGACUCUUUUAAGUUGGCAGUUCCUUGAGCAGCUUCGGUUUAGCUGGGUCAGCAGUCUGGCCCUGUGGACUGGUUUGCAGAGUGCUUUCCCCUUGCUCUGGCUCCAGGCUGACCCUCCCUGGGAAGUCUGCCCCAGUUAAGGAUGGGAGGAGGAAGCUAGGGGGUGGGGGGUGCAUACAUGAGACCAUGUCACAUGGAGAAGGUGGUGCAUGUCUGUGAUAAUGUGACAGCAUGAGGAUUGGCGGGGGGCGGGGGGGGGUUGUGUGUGACUGUGUUGGUGAUGAUAGGGACCUGUUUGUAAGUCAGGGCCCCAGCAGCAGAUGAGCCACCCUCAAACUGGGAAGAGAUUUAAAAAAAAGUAUUUCCAAACAGGUGGGCUUAAAAAGAGAACAAGGGAUGGGUGCAGCUCCCUGGGGCUAGCAAGAGUGGGGAGCCUUUACAGGGAGAAGGGGGAGGGGGAGGGAGGGCACAGGACCAGAGGGGGUAGCUGUGUGGAGGGCAUCCCUGACAAGAGCAGUGGUCUUUGACAGAGAUGCAGCCAACUAUGGCAGCCUGGUGCAGGGGGGGUGGGGUGGGGAGAGAUAGCAGGCGGACAAAACACCCCAUUCUCCUCCUUUCAGUCUCCUGCUGGGGCCUCUCAUUGCCUGAACUCAACAGGAAGGUUGAGAACAAGAGAGCCAUUGAUACACAGUCCACAGAGGGCAGCCUCCUCAGGGCUCAAAACAUGGAGAAGAGAGUGUGGGACUGGAGGGGUCACACUCACUGCUUGAGGGCAUGUCUUCUGUUCCCCAAAGUUCAUAGCAGUGCCUCUUUCCCCUUUGAAGCGCUGCCACCCACCAUGGCCCAUGAGGGGUGGUGGGUGGACUGUUGCUGGGCAAGCACUGCAGGGGAUUGGGGCGUGGGCUUUCCUCCUGCAGCCUUCCCCUCUCUGGCUCUGGUUCCCAGUUCUUGAUUUCCACCUGUCCUGGCAUCUUAGAUGGCUGCAGGAACUGUCCAUGAGCAAAUAAUGCCAGCCACUGAGUCAUUGUUUUUUUCACACCCAGAAACAUGGCACCACCCCCAAACACACCCACAGGCACACCUGCUGCCAUCAUGGGCCUCUGACAUGGUCACUGCAAGCUAUGGCUGGUGUCAUGUACAUCAAGAAAUUGUACAUCUCAGCACACUGCUACACUGCCCUAGUCCUACAUAAAAUGGUAAAUGCACAGCAGUACAAACUGUCACACACCAAACAUGCUCCAUCACAUGUAUGUACAGAAGACACACUGUCUCACUUAUCCACAUGAAAUCAGAGUGUAGGAGCAGGAGAGUUCAGGGGUUCACAGCAACGGCUCUGGAGCCAGCCACACUUUGACCUCUCUCUGACACCAGCUUCCUUGUCUGUAAAGGUGGAAAUAACAAUCAUUCUUCUCUCAAGGAUAAAAUGAGAGGUAGUGACCGUGAAGCCGUUAGCAGUGCCUGGCCUAGAGGAGAGGCUCCAGAAACAGCAGCUGUUACCAGGAACUCCUGCUCAGGCUCUCCCACAUUUCACACCCAUGCAUGUUGCAGACCAGCAGCGGUGUGCACACACGCCUGAGCAAGGUCGGCCAGACACCCUCAGGCACAUGUGUCCUCCCCCAGACACGCCUGCCAGGAGCAUGUGCACAUUAACAGAUUCUCUCUGCCCAGAAGCUCUUUCCCCAGACACCGCAUGACUUGCCAUCCAGUCUGCCUUUAAGUCUUUGUUUGAUUAAAUGUCACCCUUUCGAUGAGGUCCAACCUGACCUUUAAAAAUCAGUACCCCAGCACUUCCAAACCCUUGCCCUACUACAUACUUGUAAGCAUCAUUGACCUUCUCAGACUAUAUAAUUUAGUUUAUUUUCUGUAAUCUUCAUGGGAGUAGGGAAUCUUGAUCUUUUGUUUGCUGAUGUAUUCUGCUCCUACCUGGGUCACUGGCACAUGGUGGUCUGAAUGCAGUGUCUACACACAUACUGUGGGUGUCUAGCUUUCUUACUAAAACAACCAUAUCCAGGUGAACCCUACUGCCCACCCCAACAAGCCAAACCUGUGUUCUUACCCGGUGAACACCCCCCUCAUGCCCCCAUUGGGAGCUGGGAGAAACUUAUUCUCUUCCAGGCCCGGAGCUGGGUGGGCACAAAUAGGGUGGGAUGGCAGGCUGCUUUCAGUUACCAAGCCAAGAAACUCUUUCCACGCAAUGUCCUAGCCCUUUCGAGCACUGCAGGGACUCAUUGAGCAGGUGAGGUGGCUGGACUCACCCAAGUCACCUGGGGCCUCCUCUGUGGCCUUGUUUUUUGUUUUGUUUUUUGUUUUUUUUUACCCUGGCUGAAACCAUCAAAGCCACCACUUCAGAAACCACUAAUGAGGCUGAAUAUGUUAAGGGCUUUGCAAUCCCUGGAUCAAAGGGGCUGGGUAAACAGUGGGCAGCGUCCAGGCCAGUGACUGGCUGAUGCCCUGAGGGAAUAGCUCCCCGAGAGCCUGACAGGGCCCUGGCUGGAUUUGAAAAGGAGAGACCCUGUCCCUCUAGGAGACCUGUUUAGGGCAGGCCAGAGUGUGCCUAUCAGUGCUUGGCAGUUAGAGAGGGAGCCAGAGAACUGAUGGAACCCCUUUCUCAGGUAGGGAGGCCAAACCUGAGCUCUCAUUCUGGAAGAUGCUAGAAGACCCCCAGUCUGAAGGGGUCUCCAAUUCAAACUCACUCAGCUUGUCUGCCAGCCUCCUGAGAAGGAGUAGGGUUGGGUGGGCAAAGCUGGAGUCAAGCAGUCCUAGCCCUGGAGUGUGAGGCCAAAUCCAGGGUCAUCAGGACUCCAGGUAGGAAAUACUGACAAAUUUACUCUUUAACAAGAGACUUGCUGAGGCAAUUAGCAGGUAUAAGUCACAUGUUCUAGAUGAGAGCUCCUGGCAUAGUCCUUCAGCCGGGGCUGGGGUUGAGAGAAGGAGAUGCAAUCCCUCAGCCA
Nyctereutes procyonoides (raccoon dog) is the source of this 4724-nucleotide messenger RNA. It is a transcript of the gene TRNP1, whose product is annotated as TMF1 regulated nuclear protein 1. Gene Ontology annotation, biological process: regulation of cell population proliferation. The coding region runs from base 91 to 765 and encodes 224 amino acids. The record is from RefSeq and is a predicted model, not a curated record. Gene Ontology annotation, cellular component: nucleus. The transcript has 2 exons. Lineage: Eukaryota; Metazoa; Chordata; Mammalia; Carnivora; Canidae. Gene Ontology annotation, molecular function: DNA binding.